Molecule: messenger RNA, 3140 nt
Organism: Scaptodrosophila lebanonensis
Lineage: Eukaryota; Metazoa; Arthropoda; Insecta; Diptera; Drosophilidae
Gene: wdp
Product: protein windpipe
Exons: 2
Coding region: 295-2355 (686 amino acids)
Molecular function (GO): protein binding
Source: RefSeq, a predicted model, not a curated record
CAAACGUACGGUCGUGCUGCGUCCGUGUCCAUGUCGCUUCGCCAGUAAUUUCGAGUUGGUCGGUGUUCGAAACGUUCGUUGCUUCAAUUGUUUCAUUUGGGCUUCUCGCGCGACUUCAAAUCCUCGCCCUUCGUUGCCAAGUAGCCGUCAGGAUAAAGGCUUCGCAUUUUUAGAAUCGACCACAUUUGCGAAAGUCGAAUUUUGCGAGGUGAUUCAGCAGCGUCCGUUGUCUCGGCUCGGCGGAACUCAAAUAUAAAAUCAACUUGUGUUUGAGGACUAUUGGAAUCGCUCGAAAUGGAGAGCACAGCGAUCUACAGCACAUUGAUGCUGGCAUUACUGCUCAGUGCCAGCGUAACGGCCACACCCACACCCACACCCACAUCCACGCCUAGUGCCUCACCUGCCUAUGAAUGUCCCAGCAACUGCACCUGUAAUCUAGCCCGCAACACACACAAGCCCCUGCUCCAUGCCAAAUGCAAUAGCACAGAGGGUCUGCGAGCAUUACAGGCACCACUUCAGACCACAUUGCCGAUACAUUCCAUCGAUCUGUCGUAUCUGGAACUCACGCGACUCUCUCACGCACUGACCAACCUUCCGAAUCUGACCUCAGUGGACCUUUCGCACAACGAGCUGCACGAGAUCGGGCAUCUGAGCAAGCGCAUCAAGAAACUGAAUCUUAAACACAAUCGUCUAACGUCGUCCAAGCUGGUCAAGUUACCGCAGCAUCUGCAGGUCCUAAACCUGCAGCAUAAUGCCAUUACGAAUCUGCCGUUGGAGCUGACGCAUCUGCACCACUUGAUGCAGCUCGAGCUCAGUCACAACUCGAUCAACUGCUCCUGCGAGACGCUGGAGGUGCGCAACUGGCUGCAAGAACGCCAUGUCUACAUGGAACAUGCCGUAGUCUGCAGCUAUCCGGUGGCGGCGCGCGGCAAGCCUUGGCUCCAGAUCAAGCAGUCGGACGUUUGCGCGAAGGAGCGGCGCGGCUGGUACACGCCGGACGUUGAUGAAAACGAGCUGAUGAUGGGCGACCAGCCAGUGGCUGAGUCAGGAGAGCAUGAGGCCCAGGACGAGCAGGAACUUGGUAAGGACUUUCUCCCCGUUGACGACAAGGGAGCGGUGAAAUCGAGUGAACAGCAUGCAGCCAGCGAUGUGGAGGGUUCAGGCGAUCUCAGUCACACAAAUAUGGAAAUCAACUUAGCCGAGCAGGAGCCCAUAGCUACGACGCAAUCGCCAGUAACUGAGCUGGAAAAUGAGGACGAGGACAACGAUGAGGGCUCAGGCAGCGGUGGAGGCACCCUGAUCAUUCCACACUUGAUAUCCGACCCAGUGGACGCAGAUGACUUCGAUCAUGACGACACCAACAACAACGAUAACAACGACGAUGAGUUCGACAACAAUCCGGUUGAGGAUCCAGGCUCGCCAUCGCCAAACAUUUUCCAGCACAUGGGCAUUUUUGAGGGCGCCAAGGAUACGGAGCCGAAACCUGUCAGCGAAGAGCCCAUCGUGCCCAUCGUACACAAACAGUUAGACACUGGCGCGCCAACGGAUGUGAUCACAGACGGCCCACUCGAUGUGAACAGCAACGAGUCGGAGGACAUAUUGACGGCCAACGUGUCCAGAAAGGACGACACCAAUGCUACUUAUUUCCUACUCGCCGUCAUCGCACUCAUUGUGCUUGGCUUGAUACUCUUUGUGGCCAUCAAACGCUGCAAAUACAACAACAGCCAAGCAGCCCGCGACGCGGAGGCCCAGCGCCAAACAGAGCUGCUGGACAUGGACAAAAAGAAUCUGGGCAAGCCGGUGACGCGCAACGGCCACGAGCACUCACCGCUCAUUGCGGAGAAGACGAAACUGGACGAAGCACAAAUCGUCAAGAAGCCCUACAACGGCAGCGAUGCGAAGGACGGUGCUGGACAGCAGCCGCUCCUGAAUGGCAAUGGAUCAGCAAAUGGUGGUGCCAAGGAUGUGCCGACCAUUAACGAGCCGGCCGGCGAGUCCGCAGCACACGAAUACUAUCCGAUCACGCCUCGCUACCCGACUCCACAGUCUCCACGUGCCUCCAAGUAUGCGCAGAACCCACAGAGCGGCGAGCAGAACAACAAUGAGCCCGAAGACGCCUACCUGCCCUCGUCGCCAAAGUCUGGCCGAUACUCGCCGGUGUACUCGCCCGAAACUGGUCGCGUUAAGAUCAAGCUGACAGAGACACCCAAGCCGAAGACCCCCAUGCUGGUCACGCGCAGCAAAUCAAAUGCCGGUGACAUUAUUACAACUCCCGUGCGGAAUGGUGACACCUAUCUAGUCACAGAUCCAACACAUCCUGCGGUGCAUCAGCCUGUCGGCCAGCUCAGCCACUAAGCCCAACUCUCCGCGAUCGAUCAGGAGAUCGGUCCACCCAUAUACAAACAACGUGCCAACAAGAAGAGCAACAACAACAAAAAAUCGUACUUUGCUAACAAAUCGAGACACUGCACUACUAAAAACAAAAAUAAAAUAAAUAGCAGCCGUUGAGCUGCAUUAACCAUCUAGGUAUUUGUGAUAGGCUUCAGGCGACUCCAAAACACUUUUUACAUUGACAAGUGAGAGGAAAUACCCAUUCAAUCGAUGAUUUCAGCACGACGACCAACCAUAAUAAACAUGGAAUACAAUUAUGUAAUAUGUGAAAAGGAAAAUAAAACUAUUCUGUUUUAAGCUCAGCACAUAAGCAUAUUAUGACGAGAAACUAGCUCUAAGUAAAUUAAUUAUGUCUAAGCAUAAAUCUAGUUUAAUACCAAAGUUAAAAAAUAUCGCUUUAAUAUUUAAUGUGUAUUACUUCGAACUUCGCAAACAAUAUGUGGGAAUAAAAACUACUCCUACACAGCAGACAUUCAUAUCGUUUCCACAGGCUCUGCAGGAUAUAUAGUAUGUAUACAUAUCUGCAUAUAUGUAUGUAUGUACAUAUAUACACAAUUUCGCGAGUAUAAAAUAUGUAUCUGUAUGCACACAAAGUUCACACACAUGCACACACACAUAUAUAUAGAAAUAAAUGUGUAUAUUUUUACUUUGGAAACUACUUAAGCUGCCCUUUCUUGUGAAAUUAGAUAUUUGUUUUUACAUUGAAAACUAAGCUAUCAAUAAAAAACCCAUCGUAAAAUCUGAAAAAA